UUCGUCGAUUCGCGCAUUUCAUUUUUUGACAACUUCCGCCUAUCAGUCUCGCACGUUCACCGAUGCUUGGUCAUUUUGCGAAGUCAGGCGAUGGUCGAAGCCGAUUUGCCCUUUCUAGACGAAGACGAAAUGUUACAGGCAGCCAUGAAUGACGUGAUGCUGGAUCUGAUAGACGAGGUGACACUAGGUCUGUGUUUCGAGGUUCAUCGGGCGACCAAGAGGGGCACCAUAUUCCUGUCUGACACAGAUCCCCAGGCACAUAAAGAUCAUGAAAUUGUUGAUCGUCCAGGAGUGGAUGUGUUUGGCCAGGUGCCGACAAAGAAGCAGUUUGAGUGUGUGUGUCCUAACUGCCAGCGCCAUCUGGCGGCGUCUCGCUUCGCUCCCCAUCUGGAGAAGUGCAUGGGGAUGGGGCGUAACAGUUCCCGUAUCGCAAGUAGACGUAUUGCCAACAACAGUACCAAGCGAGACAGCGGUGACGAUAGUGGAGACGACGACAAUGACAACGACUGGACAUACAUAGAAUCAGCCAAGAAAACAAAAAAAACAAGUAAAAAGGAAAAAAGUGUCAACUCUCCUCGCAGAAAUAAGUCCCAGGUCAGCAAGGUGAAAAAUGGAGGUGACUCCAAUACGGAAAGCAUCGGAACACCUGAAUCUAACUCACUCAACUAUGAAAGUAUGACAAUAGAGGAAAGAAAGUCGCUUCUUUUACUGACGUGCGGGGUAAUCUCAGAACACACCAAGAAGAUGUGCACAAGGUCCAGUCGAUGUCCUCAACACACAGAUGACCAGAGGAGUAAAGUCCGACAGUUGCUACUGCGGCAGGGUUCAUCCCUUGAAGGUGAGGACGUACACGUCGACAUAGACAGCAUCGACGAUGCAGAGAACCAGGCACUGCGAGAAACCCUGCAGUGGGAGGCCUCCUCUAACUCCUCCCCUGCUGACUCCACCUCCACCAACAACAGUACAGGGUCCAGAAAAAGGUCACAGAAAAGUUCUUCAAAGUCAGGCGGAAAUAAGAAGAGAAAAACUGGUAAAUCUUCAGCCAAUAAUGGGGGAAGCAACACAAGUUCCUCGGCCAACCUCUACGACUUCAGCUGAGUGUGACUGCAGUGGUAGAUACAUCUAUACAUAUGUGAAGAUGACAAUACUCUCUCAGGGCUGAUGAGUUAACAGCUGGGCCCUGUCAUGGGUAUAUGUUAACUUGGUCACCAGUGUAGUGUGUAUCAGCCAGUCGGGUGCGGACAGGCCUGCUUCAACUGGCAAGCAGCUGGAGACAUACUGUGGUGGUCCCCCACGGGGUUGGGGGUCAUGCAGACAGACUGUGGUGGUCCCCCACGGGGUUGGGGGUCAUGCAGACAGACUGUGGUGGUCCCCCACGGGGUUGGGUGUCAUGCGGACAUACUGUGGUGGUCCCCCACAGGGUUGGGUGUUAUGCGGACAUACUGUGGUGGUCCCCCACGGGGUUGGGUGUCAUGCAGACAGACUGUGGUGGUCCCCCACGGGGUUGGGUGUCAUGCAGACAGACUGGUGGUCCCCCACGGGGUUGGGUGUCAUGCGAACAUACUGUGGUGGUCCCCCACAGGGUUGGGUGUCAACCCGAUUCUUGACCAGUGUCCCGUCACGGUGACAUCGUCUCACAUCUCAGGGCAGGGUCAUGUCAGUGUUGUAUGGCUGUUCUCAGUAGUGUGAGGAAUUAGAUAGGCUGUGCAGAUGUGCCAAAGUUUAAUGUGGAGUUGCAUGCACUGGUCUUGUUCCUUAAUCUAAUACCAAACUGUUCACCUGGUCCUGUUCCCUCAUAGCACUUGGUGGUGUAAGUCAUGGCAUAGCUAAAAAAAGACCCUCAGAGCUUGUUUAAUCCAAAUCAGAUUGUUAUGCCUCUGUUAAGAAUCUUGCAAUUCAAACGGUUAACCCGUAUCACGUGAUGAAACAAUACACUUCAAUGUAGAACCCGAAAUCAUGUGACUGACACUGACUUCGAAUGUUGACUCGUCACAUGAUCAGUAUUGACCUGUCACGUGAUGAAUAUUGACUUUAGUGCUAGAAAACAAGAAGGCAUCUGGUAUGAACAUUUUACAGUUCGCAGCUAAGUUACUAUAACACACCAGAUACAGUUUAAAGACUUCAUAAAUUUGAUGAGGUAAAUAUGCAAAAACAACGCCCGAAGGACCUGGCCCCUUCUGUCAAACCACCUCGGGGGUUGGGUCUACAGGUCCUUCUUUUCUCAUGUUUUUCCUUCUCAAGAGAAAUUAUUUGUUUAGUGUGUUUUUGGUGACUUACUACAGUAUUGCCAGCUUGUGGGGUUGGGGAGAGGGUGGCCCAGUCAUGCGAGGUACCAUGAUUCACUGUUUAGGCUUGCAUCUCUUAGCAGUGCCAAAUUAACAAUAGAUUCUGUCACAGACUUAUGGCCAUAGGGCUAAGAUCAGCUUCUUGGACAAGACAGAGGGCCCCAUUCUACAGAGUCAUCUUAGCGCUAUGAUGAUAAUAAGUCUGUUGAAGAUUAUGACAAUACAACAGUGGUGGACCUCGGAUUGCUUUGUGGAACCCAUUCUAGAGUCAUCUUAGCGCUAAGAUGAUAAUAAGUCUGUUGAAGAUUAUAACAAUACAACAGUGGUGGACCUCGGAUUGCUUUGUGGAACAGGACCCAGCAUUAUGAAGAACUGAGUUCAAUCUAAAUGACAUCCCUAUUGCUGAGUCAUCAUAAAUCACAGACUGCUUGGUUCCCUUCUCUCUUUGUCCCCUGUCCAGAUUCUGGGUCAGAAUUAAUCAACCUGUGCUUAUUGUACACAGGGUUUUAGUAUCUUUGGUGGUCAGGCAGGUCAGGUGGUGACUUGGUUUAUAGUCUCAACGUACCGUGAGGGCGUGGGUCGUCGCUCAUCAGAAUGGAUUGCUUACAGGUUGCCAUCAUGUAGCUGGAAUAUUACUGAAAUUGGUGUUAAACAAUUUAAAUAAUAAGACACCGACAUCUCGCUGAGUGUGGUGCUAAACAACAAAUAAACAAAAACAACAAAGGAUCUUUCCUUGAGUUCUUGCUCCAGUGUAUGGUAUUGUGUCAUGGAGAAAUGUGUAUAUAGAGCAGAGACCGUGUACAUACAACCGGUGAGACUGUUGCUACAAGAUGGCUUCUCUUGACUAUGGUUUGUAAAUUGCGAAAUAUUCAGUGUUGGUUGGCAGAGGAAGUUCGGUUGUAUAAUUAUUGUUUUUUUCUCAGAUACUGUGUCAUGGUGGAUAUGUUUGGGUAUCCAGUAGUUUUGGAAGAGCUUUAAACAUCAAAAUGAAAGUGAAUUGGUGACAGGCUAUUUGGUAGUGAAUGAGAGCUUUAAUCUGAAUGGUUAAAUGGCCUCUUGCUGUUGCUAUCAUGAUCAAUCAUGAAUGAUUGAGAAUUGAAAAAUAUGACCUUGUACGUUAAGGGAUUACAGAGUGGGACACUUUGUGGAACAGAUUGAUUUUUUUUGCCCCCAUAGGGAUCCUGGGUUAGAAUUAGCCUCCAGCAACCUUUGCUGGUCGUAUAAGGUGUCUAAAUGGACUGAGUGGUCAGGCAGACUUAAUUAUUUACACACCACACCACACCACACCACACCACACCAACCCUUGGUUGCCUCAUCUUCCUUUCUUGAAGGGGGCACAGGUGGCCCAUUCGUCUAAGGUGCCCCAAUUCACAGUGCAGAGUUGCAUCCCUUAGGUGUGUCAGAAACCUAUGAUCAUCGGGUUUUCCUCCCACAUGAAGCUGACAUGCGUGAUAUAACUUACAUACUGCUCCAACUAGCCUUAAACCAACCUCACUUCCACCGUUCUUGUACUUUUCUUCUCAACAUUUUUCACUACAAGAACAAGCGUGCCUACUAAGAUGACAUAAAUUCAGUUUCAUUUUGAUUUCUGCACAAUGCUUUGUAAACUAGUCUGGGUUAAUUAAAGAAUAAUCCUUUGUAAACUAGUCUGGGUUAAUUAAAGAAUAAUCCUUCAUGGAAACAGGGAGACACAACUAGUGACAUUUGUUUAGGAUAAUAUAUCAACGACGAGUGAACGUCGGAUAGUGAAAGGAGAGUAGUACAUCGCUACAAUUACACAGCUGUCUUGUAAUGUGUUUGUUUCUGUGAAUGAUGUUGCUAGACGAUGUGCUGCGUCAGUUGUUGUUGUUGACUGGUGGUUCAGUUCACUGUUCAAGCAGAUCAUGGGCUACACGUCCAGUGAGUCAAAGUUUCCAACAGGACUUCUAAUUCAUCACAUGACGAUUAAGUGAUCUGUUCUCAUAUGUUAAAGUAUGAAAAGUUGUCUUUCUUGAUUUUGCAAUGUGCUUAAAGCGAACAACUUGUUCCUUUGUUACUUUGUUUAUAAUGUAUUUAUUGUGUACAGUACAAGAUGUGAAACUGUAUGAAUAUACAAAUGAAUAAACAAUUAAUGGUU
Molecule: messenger RNA, 4401 nt
Organism: Haliotis rufescens (red abalone)
Lineage: Eukaryota; Metazoa; Mollusca; Gastropoda; Lepetellida; Haliotidae
Product: ataxin-7-like protein 3
Exons: 12
Coding region: 91-1098 (335 amino acids)
Biological process (GO): regulation of transcription by RNA polymerase II; positive regulation of DNA-templated transcription
Cellular component (GO): DUBm complex; SAGA complex
Molecular function (GO): transcription coactivator activity
Source: RefSeq, a predicted model, not a curated record